UCCGAUGCAGUAAUGGCGGUAUGCGCCUCAAUUGUUGGUUAGGAAUCCGACAGAAAACGAAGAGAAGAAGAAGAAGAAAUUUGUGGCGGUUAAAUCUUUAGUGACGUUUGUGAAAUGAUUGGUCCUUUAACUAAUGUCAGCCAUGACUGAACUGAUAGAAAAUGGUGUUAUUCGAGGAGUCGUGGUACCGGUGGAGGACGUCACAGCAGCUGUUGAAUACGAAACGUCCCUGGUAGCGGCAUUUGAAGACAUAUUGGAAAUACCACAGGAUGUGGGACUGACAGAAUGUGCAUUCUCAGAGGAGACAGACACCAGAGAGAAGUCAGAGAAGGUCUACAGACAGCACAAUGGACAGGCUGACACCUCCAGCACGCAGUCAGUGUGGGCGGUGGGAGCUCAGUGUCGGGCAGUGUGGUCAGGGGAUGGGCAGGUGUAUCUGGCGACAGUGGUGGCGGUGGAUGGAGAGCGAUGCAGAGUUUGUUUCAGUGGCUAUGGCAACGAGGAGGACAUGGAACUGAGCACGCUCAUGAGUCCAAACACUCUUCUGCAGACUCAGAUCCCAGACUCUCUGGACUGGAAACCUGGUUCUCGUUGUCGGGCUGUGUAUUCAGAGGAUGGUCUGGUUUAUCCAGCCGUGAUUCUGUGGGUCCACGGUCAGCGCUGCCGUGUUCGCUUUGAUGGUUACAACAAUGAGGAGGAACUGGACGUCAGCAGCCUGCUGACCCACAACGAGCUCCACGGACCCAUCAAAGCCAUUCGAAAGCAGGCUAAAGAGAGGUCCAGCAGUCAGAGCAAAGUUGAGAGAGAUGGAGAUGACAAGACGAGAGGAGGAGACCAGCAGAGAAAUGAAUCAGAGAAAGCUGCCAAUCGUAGCCUCCCUCUGUUCCCUCAAUUUCCUCCUCUGUCGGGCUUAGGGGGCCCUCCUUCCUUCUUCCCUCCUCCUCCGUGGUCGAUUGGCGAGAAAGAGUCCGGCAGUUCUCCAGCCAUCGACGGCACCUUGGACAGCAUGUUGAUGCUCUGGUACAUGUGUGGUUACUACACUGGCAGCUACAUGGCUGAGCAGCAGUUCAGGUCAGCAUCCAAAGACUGAGUUCUUUUGCCUUCUGCUGUAGAGCCAAGACAGAAUUAUGGGAUGAGACGCAGCUGGGACAGUUGUCUUGCAUUCACUGUGUACUUCCCCAUUUCUUUUCUCUAUUUUAAAAAGAUUUGUAUUUGUUGUCAUGGAAAUGCUCCUGUACAUCGAUGGAUUCAGUGCGUCGAAACAGUGCAGAAUACCUUUGUGUUCAGAGAGUUAGAGAGAUGUUGUGUCUCUGUGCUGUUUUUGGUUUGAUUCUGUGUAGAGCUGAAGUGAAAACUCAGCUGUUGGAAAACUGUUGCAACAAAGCGUGUUUUGUUAUUAAAAAGGUGGACGGCUUCUGUCCCUGCUCUUUGUUA
Monopterus albus (swamp eel) is the source of this 1434-nucleotide messenger RNA. Its product is annotated as survival motor neuron protein-like. Gene Ontology annotation, biological process: mRNA processing. Gene Ontology annotation, cellular component: nucleus; cytoplasm. Gene Ontology annotation, molecular function: RNA binding. The transcript is spliced from 9 exons. The record is from RefSeq and is a predicted model, not a curated record. Lineage: Eukaryota; Metazoa; Chordata; Actinopteri; Synbranchiformes; Synbranchidae. Bases 134 to 1090 code for a protein of 318 amino acids.